Molecule: messenger RNA, 306 nt
Organism: Symbiodinium sp. CCMP2456
Lineage: Eukaryota; Dinophyceae; Suessiales; Symbiodiniaceae
Source: the annotation of a GenBank genome assembly
AUGCAGUCCCUGGUUCCGUACGUCAGCAACAUCGACCGCAUGCAAGAGGAGUGCGACGUCCUGGCGCUAACGCUGGCCCGCUACGACAAGGUCGCACUUUAUGCGAAUUUACGUCCGCGAUGUUCGCUUCUCUGCGAUCCCUGCUGCCGUCGCGAUGAAACUUGGAGCGAGAAUGCCUGGAUGUGGUUCUGGGGGUACGUUGAGAAGAAGGUGGAUGCCAACAAGCAGUUUUCCCCUCCCCGUACUACAAGCGUUUGCGCACCUUCCUCGCGCUGGACGACGACACCCUGGGAGUGUUCAAGCUGA